Molecule: messenger RNA, 4448 nt
Organism: Polyodon spathula (Mississippi paddlefish)
Lineage: Eukaryota; Metazoa; Chordata; Actinopteri; Acipenseriformes; Polyodontidae
Product: MAP/microtubule affinity-regulating kinase 3-like
Exons: 18
Coding region: 624-2633 (669 amino acids)
Biological process (GO): protein phosphorylation; intracellular signal transduction
Cellular component (GO): plasma membrane; cytoplasm
Molecular function (GO): protein serine/threonine kinase activity; ATP binding
Source: RefSeq, a predicted model, not a curated record
AGUCCUGACAGUGGACGGCCAUCUUGGAUUCAGCGAGCCCCCAAACCUUACCUUGGGUUGGCUUGGAGAUGGGGAGAUAUCAAGCCGGCUGGAGGUUUAGACGUUAGCUAUCACAUUAAAAAAAAAAAAAAAUCCCAGGUCGGAGCUCGUUGUAAAACCAAUUUUUUUUUUUUUUUUUUUUUUUUUUUUUUUUAUUUAGCACAUCCGGAAGACUUUUAUGUUGACGGGAUAACCGGUUUGAGGAUCUCUGCGGGUACCCCGCCUCCCGUCUCCUCUUCUUGUGUGUGAAUGCAGUGAAGCAGGGCCCGUUUCGGUGUGUUUAUUUCACUUUACACAGACGCAAUCUGUUUGCCUUUCUAACGCUGGUUUCGCCGGUGAAUAGUUUGUACCGUUCUUGGCAGGAUGCGGUUCUUUAAGUUAUAUUUUAAUUAGGUUGCGACCGGUAGCAUCGCAGAGUAGAACUUGGUAGGUUUGAAUGGCUGGUUUAACUUUACAAGGAAUCAAUGGUCUUUAUUAAAAACCGUCACAGAACUGUCUGGCGUCUGCUGUUCUGAAAACUGCUGCAAAAUAAAUACAAAAGAUCCGGUCUGACCCUGGAAAUAUUAAUAACACGGCUGAGAAGAAUGUCGGCGAGAACACCACUGCCCACGGUUAAUGAACGCGACACCGAACAUCACACGUCUCGUGUGGAUGGGCGCUCGGAGGUGGCGACGCGGCCGAGCCGCACUGGAGCCCGCUGCAGGAAUUCCAUCGCCUCGUGCGCCGACGAACAGCCUCACAUCGGAAACUACCGCCUCCUCAAAACCAUUGGCAAGGGAAACUUCGCCAAGGUGAAGCUAGCCAGGCAUAUCCUCACUGGCAGAGAGGUUGCGAUAAAAAUAAUUGACAAAACCCAACUGAAUCCUACCAGUCUUCAAAAGCUUUUCAGGGAAGUAAGAAUAAUGAAGAUUUUGAAUCAUCCAAAUAUAGUGAAAUUAUUUGAAGUUAUUGAAACAGACAAGACUCUUUACUUAAUAAUGGAAUAUGCCAGUGGAGGAGAGGUCUUUGACUACUUAGUCGCACACGGACGAAUGAAGGAAAAGGAGGCCAGAUCUAAAUUUAGACAGAUAGUGUCUGCAGUGCAGUACUGUCAUCAAAAACACAUUGUGCACAGAGAUCUGAAGGCUGAAAAUCUGCUGCUUGACGCAGACAUGAAUAUUAAAAUAGCAGACUUUGGCUUCAGCAACAAGUUUACAUUGGGCAAUAAACUGGACACAUUCUGUGGAAGCCCCCCCUACGCUGCUCCAGAGCUCUUCCAGGGAAAGAAAUACGAAGGACCUGAAGUUGAUAUUUGGAGUUUAGGGGUGAUCCUUUACACACUAGUCAGUGGAUCCUUACCAUUUGAUGGACAGAACUUGAAAGAGUUAAGGGAAAGAGUACUAAGAGGAAAGUAUCGAAUUCCUUUCUACAUGUCAACAGACUGUGAAAACCUUCUCAAACGCUUCCUAGUGCUAAACCCAGUCAAAAGGGGCACACUUGAGCAAACUAUGAAGGACCGGUGGAUCAAUGCAGGCUAUGAGGAAGAAGAACUAGAGCCUUUUGCAGAACCAGAAUUGGAUAUUGCAGAUCAGAAGCGAAUAGACAUAAUGGUAGGGAUGGGCUAUUCACUUGAAGAAAUUCACGAAUCCCUCGGCAAAAUGAAAUAUGAUGAAAUAACGGCCACCUAUUUGCUGCUGGGCAGGAAAUCCUCUGAGUUGGAUGCAAGUGAUUCCAGCUCAAGUAGCAACCUGUCUUUAGCAAAGGUCAGACCCAGCAGUGACCUCAACAACGGCAUUGGAACAUCCCCGGCACAUCACAAGGUCCAGAGAAUAUCAUCCAGUCAGAAACAGAGGAGGUACAGUGAUCAAGUUGGACCCUUGAUUCCCCCGGCCGUGAGCUACCCAAAGAGAAGCCAGACAAGCACUACAGACAAUGACCUGAAGGAGGAAGCAGGUCAGUCCCGGAAGUCCAGUAGCAGCGCUGGGGGAGGAAGGGGAGUGGCUCCUGCCAGCCCCAUGCUUGGGAAUGCUGGCAACCCCAACAAGGCUGAUAUUCCUGACCGGAAAAAGGGCUCAGCUGUCCCUAGCAAUAAUUCGGUUUCUGGUGGAAUGACCCGAAGAAACACUUACGUGUGCAGUGAAAGAAACAACACAGACAGGCAGUCUGUAAUACAGAACGGCAAGGAGAACAGCACUACACCUGGCCAGAGAAACCCUGUGGCUUCCACCCACAGUAUCAGCAGCGCAGCCACCCCCGACCGCAUGCGCUUCCCCAGGGGCACUGCCAGCCGCAGCACUUUCCACGGUGGCCAACUCCGAGAACGCAGGACCGCCACCUACAACGGGCCACCCGCUUCUCCCACCCUGUCGCACGAUGCCACGCCCCUGUCCCAGACUCGCACCCGGGGCUCCACCAACCUUUUCAGCAAACUGACAUCCAAACUCACAAGGAGAAACAUGUCAUUCAGAUUUACAAAAAGGGUCAGUAUUGACCCAACCAAACGACAGACAUCGAACAAAUCAGGGCUUGCCAAUACCCCUGCCCAAGGAUCAAAGACUGUUAAUUCAGGAGCAGAAGAUAUAAAAAGUUGUAGAAAAUCGGAGAUGGAGAACUAGAGUAAGGGAUUUCUUAAAACCGAUUCCAAAAAAACGCUCUAGAGUUUGUGGUCCCCCAGGAAUCUGCAGAAAGAGUGGCUCUUUACAUCUCACAGAAAAAUCAACGCAUAAAUGCAAAGACUCUCGCUGUAUAUGUGUUUCUGCACCAGUAUUGCAUGUGCCUUUUACACAGAGGUAGAUACCCACUGCCCUGCCCCCUCUCCCUGCUUUUGCAGUGAAGCUAUCAACAAACCUGUGCACAGAAAUAAACCAAGCUGGACUAAUGAGAUGAGGUUGGAUUACAGAGUAAAACUGAACUCAAGCUUGAUGAGUUCCUUGUAUAUUAAAUUAUGCACAUUUAUGUAUAUUUUCUAAGCUUUGUAAAACCAAAAUAAAAAGAUGGUAUCGCCACAAAAACAGCAUUUUUACCUACGCUAGCCAAGGUGAGGAUGAAGUGGCCAAAGCAGUCAUUUCAUGGGCACUUUAUAUUUUACUCCCUGCUUUAAUAAUCCAGUAAGAAGGGAAGCCAGCUGCAUUUCAACAUGGGGACCAUUUCAUUCUACCUGCGCAUCCUGUGUUGUCUUGUACAUUUUAGUCUUUGAAAGAUCAGAUUCAUGAAUCUAAACAAAUGCUGGUAUAGUGCAGUUUUUAUUUUAGUACCAGUAAUUCCAAAUUUUUAACCGGAUGGAAUGCCUUGAAGUGCAACUCAAAACACACUACAUCAACACAGAAGUUUCUGAAGGAAUUGAGAAGCAUUAUAAAUGCAGUGCAUAGAAAGAAGGCCAUUCAGAUUCAUUGGCGUUGAUGAUUUAUCCCAUGCCCUAGUAAAUGUAAAGUGCUUGUGUUAAAUGGACCACUACAGCUGCCUGCCUGUGCAGCAGUUUAAUUGUAAUAAUUUUUUUUAGACAUUAAUGCAACUAAGUUAUAGAUUGUAAAUGUAACUUUUCUCUAUUGGUUCCUAUGUUGGACUCGAGGAAAACAUGUAAUAAAUGAUCCCUGCCUUAGGCUUUUAUCUCUCCUGUAUGUGAUUUGACAGCAGUGUUUCUAUCAGCUGGGACCACCCCCAGGUCAGUGCAGGUCUGUUCUGUCGAACUUAAGGGAGAGAGAGUGACACUUUCCACCAAGUCUGAUCUUCUUCAACUAUAUCUCAAUUAGAAAACCAGUGGGUUUCACUGUACUGGCUCUGUGCAUUUUCACCACCUACACUCCCAGUUCAACUUUAGAAAAGACUGCAUGAAGCCUAAAGUUUAAGAUGUAUGCAUGCAUCUGUGUUUUUUGUGUGUGCGUGUCAGAUUGUCAGUGUGUGUGUGUGUGUUUUUACGGCAUACACAAACAAGCACAUUCACAUGCAACAGCCACAGGUUUAAACCCCUGAAUUCACUGAAGUUUGUACACUAGUUUUCUUUUUGUUUUAAUAAAGCAAGAAAGUAGAUUGCCAGUUUGUCCGCAAUUAAGUAUGUUGGGGGGGGGGGGGUAUUUAUGAUUUUAAAACAGGGAUUUCAAUGCAAUUAAUGCUGUUUUAUCUUGUCCCAUAUGGGCAUAGUUUCUUCAAUUGCAUUAAUUUGCUAGUGAUAUUUUUAAAAGGGAUUUAUUUUUUUCAAAAGCAUCCUUAGGAAUGACAGGGAAAUGGUUACAUUGUCUUCCAUGUUCACUAUUGUUUAACAGAUCAAAUGAAUUGGGAGUCUUGCUCAUACUAUGAAAGCAAGAAGUGUGAGGAAACAAUUUUUUAUUAUUAAUUUCUGGCUGACGGCUUUCUUGGUUUUGCAAAUUGUCAUGCAGUGAUCUUUUUAUAAUAUACAUAUUUCUUUCACUCUUUAAAUAAAGAAUGAUCAGUUA